Molecule: messenger RNA, 1722 nt
Organism: Vitis vinifera (wine grape)
Lineage: Eukaryota; Viridiplantae; Streptophyta; Magnoliopsida; Vitales; Vitaceae
Exons: 5
Coding region: 1-1722 (573 amino acids)
Biological process (GO): DNA integration
Molecular function (GO): nucleic acid binding; RNA-DNA hybrid ribonuclease activity
Source: RefSeq, a predicted model, not a curated record
AUGUCGGGCCUUGACCCCUCCAUAGUGCAGCAUCACCUGCCCAUUUUACCACAUGCUAGGCCCGUUAAGCAGAAAUUGAGGAGACUACACCCUCGAUGGAGUUUGCAGGUUAAGGAAGAAAUUCGGAAGCAACUCAGUGUUGGCUUCUUGUCAAUGGUUGAGUAUCCUGAGUGGCUGGCUAAUGUCGUCCCUUGCACCUUUGGGGUGGCUUCUAGAAAAUUGUUGGGACGCAUUGUUAGUGAGCGAGGUAUAGAGAUUGAUCCAGAGAAAAUCAGAGCCAUACUUGAUAUGCCUGCCCCGAGGACUGAGAAAGAGAUCAGGGGAUUCCUAGGCAGAUUGCAGUACAUCAGUGGUUUCAUUGCUAGACUAACAGACAUUUGUGAGCCUAUCUUCUACCUUCUGAGGAAGAAUCAGCCUACAGUUUGGAGUGAUGAUUGUUUGGAGACUGCACUUGAUCUUGGCAUUAGACAGUUGGAGAUCCACGGGGAUUCCAAUUUGGUUAUACAGCAAACUCAGGGUAUUUGGAGGACUCGGGAUGAGAAGCUAAAACCCUACCAUGCUUACUUGGACCUGUUGAUUGAUGGAUUUGAUGUGUUAAGGUAUAUACAUCUGCCCAGGGCGGAGAAUCAGUUUGCCGAUGCAUUAGCCACCUUGGCUUCUAUGAUUGUGAUCCCCGCAGGGGUGACUGUUAGGCCAUUGCUGAUUGAAACUAGGUCUGCACCAGCUUACUAUUGUCUAAUUGGAGAGAUAGAGGAUCAGAUUGAGUUGCCAUGGUAUCACGAUAUUUAUCAGUUUCUGUCAUGUGGCACUUACCCAGAGUCAACCUCGGCCAAGGAUAGGAGAGCAUUGAGACAGUUGGUCACCAGAUUUGUUAUUUGCGGGGAUGCACUGUAUAGGAGAUCACCUGAUGGCCUGUUAUUAUUAUGUCUAGACCGUACAUCUACAGAUCGAGUGAUGAGAGAGGUUCAUGCAAGGGUUUGUGGCCCACACAUGGGAGGUCAUAUGCUAGCGCUAUGGGGUGUUGAUAUUAUUGGGAAGAUCUCGCCCAAGUCCUCUAGUGGUCAUGAGUACAUCUUAGUAGCCAUUGACUAUUUCACUAAGUGGGUGGAAGCCGCUUCCUAUGCUAAAUUGACAGUGGCCAGGGUGGCCAAAUUCAUCAGAUCGCACAUUAUCUGCCGAUACGGGGUCCCUCAAGAGCUGAUUUCUGAUAGAGGGGUGCAUUUCAGGGGCGAGGUGGACACUUUGAUUCAGGAGUAUGAAAAGCUUCCUUUCGCAUUGUGGGCUUAUCGUACAUCUUUUCGUACCUCUACUGGAGCUACCCCAUAUUCUUUGGUGUAUGGUAUGGAGGUAGUGUUACCUGUUGAGAUUGAGAUGAGAUCUUUAAGAGUAGCACUAGAGGAACAUGUAUCCGAGGCCGAGUGGGCCCAGUCUCGUUACGAUCAGCUUAGCCUGUUGGAUGAGAAGAGAUUGAGGGCAGCAGAUCAUGCUCAGGCCAAUCAGACGAAGAUGACCCGUGCAUUCAGAAAGAGGGUUAGGCCUAGGAAAUUCCAAAGAGGUGACCUAGUCUUGAAAGUCCUUAGGGGAUUGAUCAGCGACCCUAGAGGCAAGUUUAGACCGAGUUGGAGCGGGCCUUAUGUCAUCCGAGAUCUGACUCGAGAGGGAGCUGCCUGGUUGACAGACCUAGACGGAAAUCAGUUCACAGAGCCAGUCAAUGUGGAUUAG